AUGGCCGAAAGCGGUAAGCGUGAUUUCGACGAAGUGGAAGAAGAUGACGAUGAAUGGGUUGGUCCCAUGCCUGAAGAAGCUGUCAAGACCAAAAAGAGAAAGGUGCUAGAGUUUGAACAGGUUUACCUGGACAACAUGCCAAAUGCUGAAUCUUAUGAGAAAAGUUUCAUGCACAGAGAUGUUGUCACUCAUGUGGCAGUAGCAAGGACUGGAUUCAUUAUCACUGCCAGUUGUGAUGGGCAUGUCAAAUUCUGGACCAAAAAUGAAGAUGCAGGCAUUGAAUUUGUCAAGCAUUUCAGGAGCCAUUUAGGAACAAUUGAAGAUAUGUCUGUGAGCGGUCCGGGAGAUCUCUGCUGUACAAUAUCUGAUGAUAAAUCUGCCAAAAUGUUUGAUGUUGUCAAUUUUGAUAUGAUAAACAUGAUGAAGUUAAACUAUGCCCCACACACCUGCGGCUGGAUCUUUGCCUCGGGGGAUCCAGUCUGUGCCCUUGCUGUAUCGGAGAAAGACACAAGUAAUAUACAUAUAUAUGAUGGGAGGGGAACAAGCACACCACUUCACACACUCUCAAAUAUGCAUUCUUCACCAGUGAAGCUGAUCAGGUACAACCCUGUGUAUGAGGUAGCUGUGUCAGCUGACAAUGAUGGCAUGCUGGAAUACUGGACUGGUCCAAAGUAUGACUACAAAUUCCCUAAAAAUGUGAAAUGGGAGUAUAAGACAGAUACAGACCUGUAUACAUUUGCUCAGAACAAGACCAUUCCUAGCGAUAUCAGUUUUUCUCCAAAUGGAAAAAUGAUGGCCUCGAUAGCAAAGGACAGAAAAGUUAGAAUCUUCAAAUUUUUAACAGGAAAAUUAUCCAAAGUUUUGGAUGAAUCACUCAAACAGUUUACAGAACUACAGCAGAUGAAGCAGCAGUUACCUAAUAUGGAGUUUGGACGUCGUUUAGCUGUUGAACGAGACUUAGAGAAAACAGAAUCUUUCCAAAGAUGUAGCAUAAUUUUUGAUGAGAGCGGACAUUUUGUACUUUAUGCUACAAUGUUAGGAAUCAAAGUGAUAAACCUACACACAAACAGAUGUGUUCGGAUGCUGGGGAAGAAGGAGAAUGCACGUUUGCUUGGACUAAGCAUGUUCCAGGGUACAGGCAAAAAACGCAAGGCAGCUGUUGAUGCAGAAAUGGCUGCGUCAGAAAAUCCAAUCCUACAGACAGUCAACAUUGACCCUAUAUUGUUUUGUACAGCUUUCAAGAAGAAUCGAUUUUACUUAUUUUCUCGAAGGGAACCUGAUGAUAUUAAAAGCUCAGAAACAGAGAGAGAUGUGUUCAACGAGAAACCAUCGAAGGAGGACAUGGUGUCCGCCACACAGGACACGUCAUACACUCGGGUAUCAGAGAACUGUACUGUCCACACCACCAUGGGUGACAUUCACAUCAAGCUGUUUGCAAAAGAAUGUCCAAAGACUGUGGAGAACUUCUGUGUGCAUGGAAAAAAUGGAUACUACAAUGGUCACAUAUUCCACAGAGUCAUCAAAGGCUUCAUGCUACAGACAGGGGACCCUGAGGGUAAUGGCACUGGUGGUGAGUCGAUUUGGGGUGGUGAGUUUGAGGAUGAGUUUCAUCCUUCUUUACGACAUGAUAGACCUUACACAGUGAGCAUGGCCAAUGCAGGCCCCAACACUAAUGGUUCGCAAUUCUUCAUCACAGUCUGUCCCACUCCAUGGUUGGACAAUAAACACACAGUAUUCGGGCGCGUUGUGAAGGGCAUGGAGGUCGUACAGAAUAUCGGAAACGUGAAAACUAACCCAAAAACAGACAAACCUCAUGAUGACAUACGAAUCAUUAGUUUUACUGUGAAAUAGUGCUGAAGGAUAUAUUUUCUUUUUACAAAGAAUUAUUUUAGGAUCUUGGGAAGCAUAUUGUGGUGUACUGAUAUAUUUCUGUCAAGAGAAGUUUCAUGAAAGGAAAAUAUCGACAAAUAUAUUUGACAAUAUAUGAAGGGUAUAAGAUUCUGUUUCUCAUCUAUUUCUCAUCAUUCUGAAGAAACAACACUGGUUUUGCAUAACGAUAGAUAAAUAAAGUAACAAAGAGUUUGACCAUCUGUAUGUACAGUGCAAUUAUAUUUGAUCAUGUUGAUAACAAUGUAAGCAUUGUGUUCUUUUGUUAGUGUAAUUUACUACAAAAAAUGUAAUCAAUUCUCUUCAAAUGCGACUGCAACAUUUAUUACUGCACUAAAAAAGUACAUAAGAGACACAUGUGGAAAUGCAAAAUGAAAUGUAUGAUAAAAUAUUGAA
This is a messenger RNA of Ylistrum balloti, 2283 nucleotides long. RefSeq names its product peptidylprolyl isomerase domain and WD repeat-containing protein 1-like. Lineage: Eukaryota; Metazoa; Mollusca; Bivalvia; Pectinida; Pectinidae. Gene Ontology annotation, molecular function: peptidyl-prolyl cis-trans isomerase activity; protein binding. Gene Ontology annotation, biological process: protein peptidyl-prolyl isomerization. The record is from RefSeq and is a predicted model, not a curated record. The transcript is spliced from 17 exons. Bases 1 to 1851 code for a protein of 616 amino acids.